Messenger RNA from Amphibalanus amphitrite, 1558 nucleotides. RefSeq names its product dual specificity protein phosphatase 3-like. NCBI's taxonomy places the organism in Eukaryota, Metazoa, Arthropoda, Thecostraca, Balanomorpha, Balanidae. The record is from RefSeq and is a predicted model, not a curated record. The transcript has 5 exons. Gene Ontology annotation, molecular function: protein tyrosine/serine/threonine phosphatase activity; MAP kinase phosphatase activity. Bases 172 to 783 code for a protein of 203 amino acids. Gene Ontology annotation, biological process: protein dephosphorylation; negative regulation of MAPK cascade. Gene Ontology annotation, cellular component: cytoplasm.
AAUAGGGCCCGUCGGAGCUGAGGCGGGGGUCGGGGUCGGGUCGGCCGGUGGUGGCCGCCCACUCUGCGUCCUGCAGUGUCGGCGCAGGGAGCUGUGACCUCAGCGGCUCCCCAGCCGACCCCAGACACACCGGCAGGGACAGCGGAGCGCUGAGGAGCUCGGCGGGUCGCCAUGGCGCUCACCAGCAGGACGGCCUGGCGUGACAUCCGCUCGCCACUGACUGUGGCUGACCUGCGCGCUAUGCUGGUGGCGCCCUCUCGCGGCGUCAUAGCCUUCCCAUCGCGGCCAUACGACGAGGUCUACCCGGGCAUCAUCAUCGGAGACUGCUCCACCGCGCUCUGCCUGCCUCUGCUCCGCUCUCUGCACGUGACCCACGUGCUGAACGCGGCGCUCGGGCGCGGCGGCGGCGCCGUCUCCUUGCGGGGUCACGUGGCGACCUCAGCCGGCUACUACAGCGAGCUCGGCGUCCAGUUCCUGGGCCUCAGCGCCCUGGACGUCCGGGGAUUCGACAUCUCGGUCCACUUCGACAAGGCGGCUGAGUUUAUUGCAGGAGCGCUCAGAGACGACGGGAAAGUGCUGGUGCACUGCGUCCAGGGCCUGAGCCGCUCGGCCACCCUGGUCAUAGCCUACCUCAUGAUCAAGCUGCACAUGUCGCUGUCGCAGGCCCUGCAGACCGUCAGGGCGCGCCGGGAGAUAUUCCCCAACGACGGCUUCCUACAGCAGCUGAUCCGCCUCAACAACCAGCUGAUGGACGCGCGACGCGUCAACGUGUCCUGGCUGUGAGCGCCUGGCGGCGGCGGCGGCGGCGGAGAGGGGCGCGCGGCGGCCCCGGUGCCGGGGCAGACUGCCUGACCUGUGACCAGAGUCCUCCCUCUGUGACUGAUACCUACUGGCCGUCCAGCCAGUCGGACCUUCGGACGGCUCUGAGUGACCCCGACCCCGACCCCCUGUCCCAUCUACCCCUCUCAUCCACCAGUCCCUCCAUCCCUCCUCGGCCUGCCGAACGACCGUUACCGCUGCCCCCAGACACAGCGCGUGUUCAUCGGCUUAUUGCCGCCGCAAAAACGUCUUCAUUGCGCCACGAUUGUCGCAACCCCCGGCCGCCGAGACCCCGGCCUCUGUGCAGUGCCGUCAGUGGAAGAUCCCACUGGUCGUGGAUAGCCGAGCGUGCCGUCCCGAUGUGCUGUGAUAUCGGUGUCUCUCCGCGGCGGCUGAGCCCCUCCAGGUCACACCCCGGCCUGUCAGCGCCGGCCACAGACAGCAGUGAUGUUCUCUGAAUGUAUUUACAGUCACUUCAUACAAAUGUAGGCAUGCUGGGACUAGAAAUAUCCAUCUGUGGACCGCAGGAACACCGUGAAAACAUGCACAAUUACGCACCGAUUUUAAAAACACCGCAAAUUUCACUGUCAAUUUCCGUGUAAAAAUAUGCAUUAAAACAAAACAAGACCAUAAAAGAUGUUCACUUCCCUUGUUCUGUACAAACAACACAAGCGCUCGCGUGAGUGAUAAUCGAAGAAAACAUGCACGAAAUGGGAAUAAAAACGAACGUCGCCUAACA